Cuscuta campestris is the source of this 3476-nucleotide messenger RNA. The record is from the annotation of a GenBank genome assembly. Lineage: Eukaryota; Viridiplantae; Streptophyta; Magnoliopsida; Solanales; Convolvulaceae.
ACGAAAAAUCUACAAUUGGCCGGUUGCCAUAUUUAAUCCAAAAUUAUUUUUCGCCAUCUUCUUCCUCCGAAUCCCCCCCCUCUCUCUCACUAGAAGUAUAUACAUAUAUGCAGGUCACAGAGCAUAUGCGCCUCCUUUAUCGCGCUCCAUAUCCGCACGCACUUUCUUCUGUCUGAAAAAGAAGUACCAACAUUUCUGCGCCCAAUUCUCAAAAGCCUCAAAAAGCUCCGGCCGAGAGAGAAGAGGAGAGCAAUUAUUGCCUCUAUCUUUGGGGAAACUGUGAUAGCUGAAGAUAGGAGCCCCCAAGGUAUAGCGUUGUUCUGAAGAACCUGUCAUUUGAAGAGUUUAUACAAUGUCAAGCUCCGUGAAAGAGUUGGAACCUGCAUUUCAGGGAGCAGGCCAAAAAGUUGGGACUGAGAUUUGGAGAAUUGAAAAUUUCCAACCAGUUCCUUUACCUAAAUCUGAUUACGGAAAAUUCUAUUCAGGGGACUCUUACAUCAUCUUGCAGACAUCUCCUGGUAAAGGUGGGGCCUAUUUGUAUGACAUACAUUUCUGGCUUGGAAAAGAUACGAGCCAGGAUGAAGCUGGAACAGCUGCAAUUAAAACUGUAGAACUCGAUGCAAUUCUUGGUGGGCGAGCAGUACAGCACAGAGAAAUCCAAGGUCAUGAAACUGAUAGAUUCUUAUCGUACUUCAAGCCCUGCAUUAUACCACUGGAAGGUGGGAUUGCAUCUGGGUUUAAGAUGGUGGAGGAAGAAAAUUUUGAAACACGCUUAUAUAUUUGUAAAGGAAAAAGGGUUGUCAGGUUGAAACAGGUCCCAUUUUCCCGCUCAUCACUCAACCACGACGAUGUGUUCAUUCUGGAUACUAAAGAUAAGAUAUAUCAGUUCAAUGGUGCAAACUCUAAUAUCCAGGAGAGGGCCAAAGCGUUAGAAGUGAUUCAGUUUUUGAAAGAAAAGUAUCAUGAGGGAAAGUGUGAUGUUGCUAUUGUCGAUGAUGGAAAUCUACAAGUUGAAUCAAAUUCUGGUGAAUUUUGGGUGCUUUUUGGAGGGUUUGCCCCAAUUAGCAAGAAGGUUGCCACUGAAGAUGAUAUUAUUCCAGUGAAGUCCCCUCCCAAACUUUUUAGCAUAAGUGAUGGUCAAGCUAAUCAAGUGGAGGGCGAACUUUCAAAGUCUUGUUUGGAAAAUCACCUAUGUUAUUUAUUAGAUUGUGGUGAUGAGGUAUUUGUUUGGGUGGGACGUGUAACACAAGUGAAUGAGAGGAAAUCUGCUAUUCAAACAGCAGAGGAUUUUGUUGCCUCUCAAAAUAGGCCCAAGUCGACACGUAUUACUCGACUUAUUCAAGGUUAUGAGACUCAUUCUUUCAAGUCCAAGUUUGAUUCAUGGCCAUCUGGUUUGGCACCUGCUCCUGAGGAAGGAAAAGGAAAGGUUGCAGCUUUGCUCAAGCAACAAGGCAUAGGGGUCAAAGGGGCAAACAAAAGUGUCCCUGUGAAUGAGGAAGUACCCCCUUUGCUAGAAGUAGGAAAAGUAGAGGUUUGGUGCAUUAAUGACCGUGCUAAGACUCCGGUUCCCAAAGUUGAUAUUGGUAAAUUCUACAGUGGAGAUUGCUAUGUAGUUUUAUACACCUAUAACUCUCAUGACAAGAAAGAAGAUUAUUACCUGUGCUGGUGGAUUGGAAAGGAUAGUGUUGAGGAGGACCAAAAGAUGGCUUCUAAGUUGGCUACCUCAAUGUGCAAUUCACUGAAAGGAAGACCUGUACUGGGUCGUAUAUUUCAAGGGAAAGAGCCACCACAGUUUGUUGCCAUCUUCCAGCCCUUGGUGAUCCUUAAGGGUGGACUAAGCUCUGGAUACAAGAACUAUAUUGCAGAUAAAGGUCUAAAUGAUGAAACUUACACGGCUGAUUCAGUUGCUCUUAUCCAAAUAUCUGGGACUUCUGUGCAUAAUAAUAAAGCCAUUCAUGUUGAUGCGGUGGCAACUUCAUUGAACUCAAAUGAAUGUUUUCUUGCUCAAUCUGGUUCUUCAAUGUUCACUUGGCAUGGAAACCAGAGCACACAUGAGCAACAACAGUUGGCUACUAAGAUUGCUGACUUCUUGAAGCCAGGAGUAGCAUUGAAGCAUAAUAAAGAAGGAACUGAGAGCUCGGCUUUCUGGUUUGCUCUAGGAGGGAAACAAAGUUACACAAACAAGAAAGUGCCAACAGAAGUGGUCCGUGAUCCCCAUUUGUUUACAUAUUCUAUGAACAAAGGAAAACUUGAGGUUGAAGAAGUGUACAACUUCUCCCAAGAUGAUCUGUUGACUGAGGACAUAUUGAUACUAGACACGCAUGCUGAAGUGUUUGUUUGGGUCGGUCAGUCAACGGACCCGAAUGAGAAACAAAAUGCUUUUGAAGUUGGUCAGAAAUACACUGAGAUGGCUGCAUCUUUGGAGGGGUUAUCACCUCAUGUUCCAUUGUAUAAACUCACAGAAGGAAAUGAGCCUUCCUUCUUCACUACGUUCUUUUCUUGGGAUCCUGCAAAAGCUAGCGUACAUGGAAACUCGUUCCAGAAGAAGGUCAUGCUAUUAUUCGGUGCAGGUCAUGCCACAUCGAAUCAGGCAAGAUCCAAUGGGGCAAAUCAGGGAGGAGCAACUCAAAGAGCUUCAGCCUUGGCUGCUUUGAAUUCUGCAUUCAGUUCAUCUUCCUCAACAAAACCUAUUUCGUCCUCAAAACCAGUAGCAAUAAGUCAGGGAUCUCAAAGGGCUGCUGCUAUAGCUGCUCUGUCUUCUGUCCUCACUGCUGAAAAGCAACCAACCGAGGCCCAUCCAUCACGUGUAGUUAAAAGUCCACCACAAGAAACAAGUGAAGAUUUCAAAGAAUCUCCUGAAGUCAAGGAAACAGAGGUUGCUGAUUCUGCCGUCGGAAUUGAUUGGGUUGAAUCCAAACCGAAACCAGAGCAAGAACAGGAGGACAAGAGUGAAUGUGGUCAGACUAUAUUUAGCUAUGAACGGCUGAAGGCUAAAUCCAUCAACCCUGUCACCGGGAUUGAUUUUAAGCGCAGAGAGGCUUAUCUCUCAGAUGAGGAAUUUGCGACUGUUCUCGGGGCAACAAAAGAGGCAUUCUAUAAGCUGCCCAAAUGGAAACAAGAUAUGCUCAAACGGAAAGUCGACCUCUUUUAGAUGCAGGCAUUGAAUCUCGAGCAUUUGUUCGACUCGUGAUGCGUUUGGAUGGCCUAGUUCUUGGUACUUUUGGGUUUUUGGUCAUGUCUUUCCUGCCUGAAAAAGUUAAAGUUUUUCCCUAUUACCUAUUGCUGGCUUGCCUUGGUCUGAAGCUUUUAGUUAUGAAGAUUGCCAUAUUCUUGAUUCUUUGAUUUGAUUAGCAUGUAAUGGUCCAUUUUUUUAAGAUCAUUUAUUCUUCUUUUUUUUAAAAUUUCAUUAAAAGGGUGUAUAUGUAUUUUAAAAUAAAUCAUUACUUGGUAUUGUGAAAUAUAGAAAGUGGUAUUGU